Messenger RNA from Tachysurus fulvidraco (yellow catfish), 2048 nucleotides. Its product is annotated as C-C chemokine receptor type 9-like. Lineage: Eukaryota; Metazoa; Chordata; Actinopteri; Siluriformes; Bagridae. Gene Ontology annotation, cellular component: membrane. The coding region runs from base 1 to 1494 and encodes 497 amino acids. The record is from RefSeq and is a predicted model, not a curated record. Gene Ontology annotation, biological process: G protein-coupled receptor signaling pathway; inflammatory response; immune response. The transcript is spliced from 4 exons. Gene Ontology annotation, molecular function: C-C chemokine receptor activity.
AUGGCCUUGAGGAGCGUUCUUGGGUACCGGCUCGUCACAUCCUUGAUCCUGACCUCAUCGCCGAGUUCCACAGAUUGCAUCCCGACCAGCCUAGUCGGUCGUCGUGAGACGCCCAUAGGAGGGAGGGUACUGUCAUAUUUUUCCUACCCUGUCGGAUGUUAUACGCCCACUUCCGGGCGGCAGCCAUCUUGGCUGUGGCACUUCCGGGUUACACUAUUUUAUAAUCCACCUCACUAUAUAAGCACGCGGUCUGCAAACACUCCUUGCCAGAUUGUCUCAUCGCGUUACCGAUCGUGUAUGCCUUUCCGGCCUCAGGCACAGCAAACCAGACCACAGUAUGCAAAUCUUGAGAAGCCAAUCCAAGCAGAACUUGUAAAAGCUUGCCAAAAUCAAAAAAUGGAUUAUGAAGAUUUAUUGACAUUGGAUCCUUUUUCAGCACGUUAUGAGACUAAUGUUACAACAGACAAUGAAGGAGACUAUUUGCCACCUGAUAGUGGCAUUUGUGAAAAAAGUUGGGUGAGAGAGUUUCGUGGCUCAUAUGAACCCCCUCUUUACUGGAUCAUCUUUGCAGUGGGAGCUGUAGGCAAUUUACUUGUUGUAUGGAUCUACACUACUGUAAGAAACCGACUUAAAACAAUGACAGAUGUCUACUUGCUAAACCUGGCAAUAGCUGAUCUGCUCUUCCUGGGCACACUCCCAUUUUGGGCCACAGACGCUGCCCAGGGAUGGGUGUUUAGUGUCAGUGUCUGCAAGGGAGUCUAUGCUGUCUACAAGAUCAAUUUCUUUGCUAGCAUGCUACUACUUACUUGCAUUAGUGUAGACCGCUACAUAGCGAUUGUCCGUGUAACACAGGCCCACAACUUUAAAAACAAGAGAAUGUUCUGCAGUAAGUUGGCCUGCCUGUUUGUGUGGCUGCUCUCCUGUCUUUUGUCUCUCCCUGAGUUUCUUUUUGCUAAGGUGAGAACAAGCCAGCAAGAUAAAGCCUUUUGCAGUCUGGUUUAUCCCUCUGAAAACAAAAACCUUACCAAAGUUUUGGUGUUGUGCCUGCAGAUCACAGUAGGCUUCUGUGUACCUCUAUUUGUAAUGGUUGCAUGCUAUUCUGUGAUCAUCCGCUCCCUGAUACAGGCUCGCAACUUUGAGAAGCACAAAGCACUAAGGGUCAUCUUGGCUGUGGUGGGAGCCUUUGUCCUCUCUCAGUUGCCGUACAAUGGCCAUUUGGUUGUAGAGGCAACACAAGCAUAUAACAUGACCAUGACAGUGUGUGAUGAUGUAAAGACCUUUGAGGUGGCUGGGCAGGUUGUGAAAAGUCUAGCUUACACACACUGUUGCCUGAACCCUAUCCUGUAUGCUUUCAUUGGGGUGCGUAUUCGUAAGGAUCUACUCCAUCUGUGCCAGUGCCUGACCUCAGGACUUGGUGGCAUUAACAAAGUGUCAGUUCCCAAGAGACCAUCUGUUAUGUCUGACACAGAAAUCACACCAGCACUGUCUUUGUAGAAAAUUUUUAACCAAUUGCCUUGUCCAGUUACUUUCACUUAAAAGCAUAUGUAUCACACACCAGUUGAUAAUUGUUAAUAGUGACUUCUUUGUCUCUCUACUCAAAUAUCAACUGGAAUUUUGAACCCAUAUGGACAGUGACUACAAGCAUAUAAGAUGACAAAUAUACAAUCUUCAAAUUCUCCAAGAGAAAUUCUGCAAGAAAGGACCUUCUGAAAUACAAACCUUGACUAUGUUCAAUGCUUAAUUAAUACUACUCAACACACUAUUGUUCUUGUUCAGUGUCCGUUGAUAUUGAGUUUCUGAAAUUAACAAAUGGUUCUAGCAUGAUCAUGGUUUAUUUUGUGUUUGUAUUUUGUGUUGUUGUUUUUUUUAUUUUGUGGUUUAAGUCAUGUUUUCUUAGUAAUUAUAAGCAUGCUGCCUAGAUUUGUUUUUGUUUUGUUUUUUCCAGUGAAAGCUCCAGUAAGCUUUUUUUCCUCGUCUUUUGGUUUAUCCUUAUUUGUCUAAAAUGUUUAUAGAAUUAUAGAACUUUCAAAUAAAGCAUAUUUCAAGAA